Chrysochloris asiatica (Cape golden mole) is the source of this 5814-nucleotide messenger RNA. It is a transcript of the gene TIAM2, whose product is annotated as T-cell lymphoma invasion and metastasis 2. Bases 730 to 5814 code for a protein of 1694 amino acids. Gene Ontology annotation, molecular function: protein binding; guanyl-nucleotide exchange factor activity. Gene Ontology annotation, cellular component: synapse; membrane. The record is from RefSeq and is a predicted model, not a curated record. NCBI's taxonomy places the organism in Eukaryota, Metazoa, Chordata, Mammalia, Afrosoricida, Chrysochloridae. Gene Ontology annotation, biological process: small GTPase-mediated signal transduction; activation of GTPase activity; positive regulation of axonogenesis. The transcript has 26 exons.
CCUGUGGAUCCAAGAGAAGGUCCUGGAAGACCUCCGCUAGAUGGGAGGGAUCAUUUUGGAAGACCACCUGUAGAUAUGAGAGAGAACCUUGUGAGGCCAGGUAUAGAUCAUCUUGGUCGAAGAGACCAUUUUGGCUUUAAUCCAGAGAAGCCCUGGGGCCACAGAGGAGAUUUUGAUGAAAGGGAGCAUCGAGUUCUACCUGUCUAUGGUGGUCCAAAAGGCUUACAUGAAGAAAGAGGUAGAUUUCGGCCUGGAAACUAUAGAUUUGAUCCUAGAAGUGGUCCUUGGAACAGAGGAUUUGGACACGAAGUUCACAGAGAUUUUGAUGACCGCAGAAGACCCUGGGAGAGGCAGAGGGAUAGGGAUGACAGAGAUUUUGAUUUCUGUCGAGAGAUGAAUGGAAAUCGUCUUGGACGGGAUAGAAUUCCAAACACCUGGGUCCCGCCUCCCCAUGCUCGGGUUUUUGAUUAUUUUGAAGGGGCCACUUCUCAACGCAAAGGUGAUCAUGUGCCUCAGGUGAAUGGUGAAAACACAGAGAGACAUGCUCCUCCCCCGCCUCCACAAGUGCAGAAGGAUCCUGAGCUCUAUGAGAGACUGACCUCUCCAAGUGAGGUCAACAAGGAGAAGAGUGACACAGUUGCUGAUGUAGAAAGUGAACCAGUGGUAGAAAGCACAGAAACUGAGGGGACAUAAUCAUCACUCAGUAGUGAAACUGCCCGCCAGGUGAUAAUGGGGAACUCCGAGAGUCAGUAUACCUUCCAAGGGUCUAAAGGCCACAGCAGCCCUGUUCCUGGUGCUAAGCAGAAGCCUUGCUCCCUCAAAAUCCGCAGCAUCCAUGCAAAGGAUGAGAAAUCGUUGCAUGGGUGGGGUCCAGGGGCCAGUGGGGCAGGCUAUAAGUCCAGGUCCCUGGCCCGCAGCUGCCUUUCCCACUUCAAGAGUAACCAACCCUAUGCCUUCAGCGGACCCACCUGCAAAGUGCCCAAAGGCACGAGCCACUCGAAGCCCAGGACAAACACCUCAGGGGAUGACUCCCAGGGAGAUCUCAUUGCUGCUCUCUCCUCUGACAGCGGUUCCCACUGUGUUGGCCAUCAGCCAGCAGAGAAGCACACUGCCUCCCGAGAUUGCAACGGGUACCUUCUCCACUGCAAUGGACAGAAUGAGAGUGCUGCAUCCACCCCUCCCGGUGAAGACCGGAAGAGCCCCAAGGUGCUCAUCAAAACUCUGGGGAAGUUGGAUGGAUGCUUAAGGGUUGAGUUUCACAAUGGUGCCCACCAUGGCAAAGUGCCUACAGAGGAGUCCAGGGGGCCAGUACAGCUGCUGAGGUACUCUCCCACCUUAGAAUCGGACCCCUCCCAAGUGCCCGAAGCCAGGAGGAACUCGAGCCAGGGCGAGUACCCGUCCGGCCAUCGCCUUUCGCCCACUGACUCACGCCUGCGGUCCAGCAAAGGCAGCUCCCUGAGUUCCGAGUCGUCUUGGUACGACUCCCCUUGGGGCAAUGGUGGAGAGAUGAGCGAAUUGGAGGGCUGCUUCCUGUCCCCUGGUACCCCUGACCCCAGCCUCCAUGCCAGCUUCCCACCAAGUGAUGCCAAAAAGCCUUUCAACCAUAGUGCUUCCCUCUCUUCGCUCCGGGAACUAUACCGAGAUGCUGGCCUCCCGCCCUCGGGGAUCCGGCUUUCUGAUGAGUACAUCGGCACACACGCCCACCUCAGUACCCGGGUUUCCUUUGCCUCGGACAUGGAUGUGUCCUCCAGAGUGGAGCACAGGGACCCCGGCCAGUACAGCUCCUUCACUCUUCCCUGCCGCAAGUCCAAAGCCUUAACAGAGGGCACGUCUAAGAAGGACACCCUGAAAUCCCGGAUGCGGCGGAUCAGUGACUGGACAGGAAGCCUCUCCCGGAAGAAAAGGAAACUCCAGGAGCCCAGGUCCAAGGAGGGCAGCGAGUACUUUGACAGCCGCUCGGAUGGACUGAAUGUGGACAUACAGACCCCCUCUCUCACGUCAGCCUUACUGUGGUCAGGGGGCUCGGUGCAGACCCUGCCUCAGAGGAUCGAGCCCCCGAACGCCAUCGGCAGCGAUCCCCUGCAGCAGAACAUUUAUGAGAACUUCAUGCGAGAGCUGGAAAUGAGCAGGACCAGCACGGAGAACCUAGAGACAUCCACAGAAACGGCCGAGUCCAGCAGCGAGUCCCUCAGCUCCUUGGAGCAGCUCGAUCUCCUGUUUGAGAAGGAGCAGGGUGUGGUCCGCAAAGCCGGGUGGCUCUUCUUCAAACCCCUUGUCACUCUGCAGAAGGAGAGGAAGCUCGAGCUGGUGGCACGGAGGAAGUGGAGACAGUACUGGGUAACCCUCAAAGGAUGCACGCUGCUGUUCUAUGAGACCUACGGGAAGAACUGCAUGGAUCAGAGCAGCGCCCCUCGGUGUGCUCUGCUUGCAGAAGACAGCAUUGUGCAGUCUGUCCCAGAGCACCCCAAGAAGGAGAACGUGUUCUGCCUCAGCAACGCCUUCGGAGACGUCUACCUUUUUCAGGCCACUAGCCAGACAGAUCUAGAAAACUGGGUCACUGCCAUACAUUCUGCUUGUGCAUCCCUUUUUGCCAAGAAGCGCGGGAAAGAGGACACGGUCCGUCUCCUAAAGAACCAGACCAAAAGCCUGCUUCAGAAGAUAGACAUGGACAGCAAGAUGAGGAAGAUGGCUGAGCUACAGCUGUCGGUGGUGAGCGACCCGAAGAACAGGAAAGCCAUAGAGAACCAGAUCCAACAGUGGGAGCAGAACCUGGAGAAAUUCCACAUGGAUCUGUUCCGGAUGCGCUGCUAUCUGGCCAGCCUCCAAGGCGGGGAGCUGCCAAACCCCAAGAGUCUCCUGGCUGCCGCCAGUCGCCCCUCCAAGCUGGCCCUGGGCAGGCUUGGCGUCUUGUCUGUUUCUUCCUUCCACGCGCUGAUUUGCUCUCGAGACCACUCUGCUCUCCGGAAAAGAACCCUGUCUGUGACACAGCGAGUGAGACAUAAGAAGAGCAUCUUUUCUUCACUGAAAGGGCUGGACACGCUGGCCAGAAAAGGCAAGGAAAAGAGACCUCCCGUCACCCAGGUGGAUGGAUUUGUGCACGUGUCCGGUUCUGCCACAGAUGGUGUCCGCCGAGACAGCACCUGGGAAGCACAGACUUACGUUCACUUUUCCGAUAAUCAUGGAGUCACUGUUACGAUCAAGCCCGAACACAGAGUUGAGGACGUUUUGUCUUUGGCAUGCAAGAUGAGGCAGCUGGAACCCAGCCUCUAUGGCCUACAGCUGCGCAAAGCAGUACACGACAACGUCGAGCGUGUCGUCCCUGCGCCAUCUGAGUACAUGCAAGACCAGGCUUACGAUGAGAUAGAAAUCUUUCCACUCAGUGUUUACGAUGUACAGCUCACCAAGUCUGAAAGCACCUCUGACUUUGGAUUUGCAGUGACAGCCCAGGUGGAUGAGCAUCAGCACCUCAGCCGGAUAUUUAUAAGUGACGUCCUUCCCGACGGCUUGGCAUACGGGGAAGGACUGAGAAAGGGCAAUGAAAUCGUGACCCUAAAUGGAGAAGCCGUGGCUGAUGUUAAUGUGAAGCAAAUGGAGGCCCUGUUUUCUGAGAGGAGUGUGGGGCUCACGCUAGUGGCCCGGCCUCUGGACACAAGAGGAACUCUAGCUACUUCCUGGUCAGACAGUGACCUCCUCUCCACGGGCCAGAAAGAUCUGCUGCCCCCUGCGAACCAAUCCCAGCUUCUGGAGGAAUUCCUGGAUAAGUUUGAAAAGAACACAGCAAAUGAUUUCAGCAAUGUCCCUGACAUCAUGACUGGUCUGAAGAGGAGUCAGACAGAUGGCACCCUGGACCAGGUUCCCCACAGGGAGAAAACGGAGCGGACUUUCAGGAGUGCCGAGCAGAUUGUUGCACUGUGCAGGAGCUUGGCUGACCCCCAGACGGACGGCAUGGAGACGUCAGGGGAGAGCCGGGACCCCCCACCCCGGCCCCUGGCCCGCCACCUCUCCGAUGCAGACCGUCUCCGCAAAGUCAUCCAGGAGCUGGUGGACACGGAGAAGUCCUAUGUGAAGGACCUCAGCUGCCUCUUUGAAUUAUACUUGGAGCCACUUCAAAGUGAAACGUUUCUUACACAAGACGAGAUGGAGUCUCUUUUUGGAAGUUUGCCAGAGAUGCUUGAGUUUCAGAAGGUGUUUCUGGAGACUCUGGAGGAUGGGAUUUCAGCGUCUUCUGACUUCAGCACACUGGAAACCCCCUCGCAGUUUAGAAAGUUACUGUUUUCCUUGGGAGGCUCAUUCCUGUAUUACGCGGACCACUUUAAACUGUACAGCGGGUUCUGUGCUAAUCAUAUUAAAGUACAGAAGGUUCUAGAACGAGCGAAAACUGACCAAGCCUUCAAGGCCUUUCUGGACGCCCGGAACCCUACCAAGCAGCAUUCGUCCACGCUGGAGUCGUACCUCAUCAAGCCGGUGCAGAGGGUGCUCAAGUACCCACUACUGCUCAGGGAGCUGGUGUCGCUGACGGACCACGAGAGUGAGGAGCACUACCACCUGACAGAAGCACUAAAGGCAAUGGAGAAAGUCGCAAGCCACAUCAAUGAGAUGCAGAAGAUCUACGAGGAUUAUGGAACUGUGUUUGAUCAGCUGGUAGCGGAGCAAAGUGGAACAAAGGAGGUCACAGAACUUUCCAUGGGCGAACUUCUGAUGCAUUCUACUGUGUCCUGGUUGAAUCCAUUUUUGUCUCUAGGAAAAGCCAGAAAAGACCUGGAACUCACAGUGUUCGUUUUUAAGAGAGCUGUCAUACUGGUCUAUAAAGAAAACUACAAGCUGAAGAAGAAACUGCCCGCAAAUUCCCGGCCUGCACACGGCUCAACUGACUUGGACCCAUUUAAAUUCCGAUGGUUGAUCCCCAUAUCUGCACUUCAGGUCCGGCUGGGGAACACAGCAGGAACAGAAAAUAAUGCCCUUUGGGAGCUGAUCCACACCAAGUCGGAAAUCGAGGGACGGCCGGAGACCAACUUCCAGCUGUGCUGCAGUGACUGCGAAAGCAAAACCAGCAUCGUGAAGGGGAUUCGUUCUAUCCUGCGGGAAAACUUCCGGCGCCACAUGAAGUGUGACUCACCCCUGGACAAAGCAUGUAAGGACCGCUUGGUCCCACUUAAGAACCGCGUUCCUGUUUCAGCCAGAUUAGCAUCAUCCAGAUCCUUGAAGGUGCUCAAGAACUCCUCCAGCAGCGAGUGGACGGGCGAGACAGGCAAGGGCACCUCGCUGGACUCGGACGAGGGCAGCCUGGGCGGCAGCAGCACACAGAGCAGCGGCUGCCACACAGCCGAGAGCAGACCGGAUCCCAAGAGGGAGUCGCCAGCCAAGUACCCUCACUCCUCAAGCUUGCCAGAGUUUUCCGACAGUCUCAUCAAAGAGAGUGACAUUCUGAGUGACGAGGAGGACGACUACCCCCUGGGUCUGAAGUGGAGCAGCCCAACCCAGGACAUCGAGAUUCAGUUCCAGAGACUGAGAAUCUCCGAGGAGGCUGACACUCAUGGUGCAGAGCUGCCGCCUGGCACCGAGGCCAGGGAGGGCCAGCAGCCCAAGCUGGUCCGCGGACAUUUCUGCCCCAUCAAGCGGAAAGCAAACAGCACCAAAAGGGACAGGGGCACUCUGCUGAAGUCACAGACACGUCACCAGUCUCUUGACAGCCAGCCUCCAAACACCAACAUCGACUUCAGUUCCGUCCUGGAACGAGAGUUCGGUGUCCAGAAGCUCACGUCGGUUGUCAACGAGGAAUGCUUUUAUGACUCAGAGAACCAUGGGAAAUCCUAG